AUGGCAUCUCUCUCAGCUUUAUUUGCAGGAUCUGGUGUUCCUGGUUUGGCUAAUAUUGCCGGUACUGGAGGAAUUCGUCGAAUAUUAUGGUUAUUAAUAUUUAUUGUUCUCUCUGGCUUUAUGUGUCGCGAUCUAUUCAACUUAUUCAAAAACUAUAUCAGUUAUCCUGUAACAGUAACAGUAAAAGAAGCCGAUUCGCGGGUGUUGCCCUUCCCAGCUGUCACUGUGUGUAAUUUAAACCCAGUCCAGAAGGACAAGUUUUGUUUAAACCGUAACAUUAAAAAACCGGAAUCCUUGGAGAGACUUUUGUGUGCAAGUAUAGAUGACUUGAUGUCAGAUGAGCGGUGUAAACUGACAGACAUAGAAGCCCAAACCUGCUCAUCCAGUUUGCAGUCUUUUACGUUGGAAAGAAAGCGUAAGAAACGACAACUGAACUUUGAAAUGCAGAAUAUGGUUCCUUCAGAUAUCGUGAGUUUGGACAAACUGGGUGUGAAUGAUCUUUUCAAUUCAAACAUCACGAGAAUAGUCAAGGCUGUAAUUCCUGUCUUUCAAAAGACAGUGCAGGAAACUACGGGAUGUAACUUUGGAAGUAGCGAAGUUCCGGAAAAACUGAUAAAUUUUCUGAAAGAUAUGAUAUCAUCAAUGAAGAAUCCUGCCUGUCUCAUAACCCCUGACGGAUUAGAGGUGCUUGAAAGUCUUGCAAGCAAUUUGAAAAACCAGCUCUCUGCUUGUACUAGCUCUAUUUUGAAGAAGUUUGAGUUGAGCGAAGAUGGUGAAAAUCCAUUAUGGGCGUUGACCAAUUCUUUGAACUCGUUUUUGUUUAACUUACAACGAAUGAACGGAGAAAGAGCCAAAGAGUUGAGCCAGACCUGGGAAAACCUUGUCUUAUCGUGUUUGUAUCAAGGGAGGGACUGUAAAAACAGCAGUUUAUUCACAGAAGUUUUCUACUCAUCAUACGGCAACUGUUACACUUUUAAUUUUCAUGAAGACAAUAAUCGAAAACCAAAAGAGGUCGAAGUAUCAGGAUUUACAGGACCGAAGUACGGUCUCGAGCUUCAACUUAAUCUCAACACCAGUCAGUAUAUGCCCACCACAAAAGAAGCUGGUGCCAAAAUAAUCAUCCAUAGCCCGUCUUUACGAGUAGACGCCGAUCAAGAUGCCAUUCACGUGGCACCGGAAGCCGUGACAUACAUUGGAGUAAAGAUGGUGAACAUCACAAGACUGCCGAAACCUUAUCCUGACAAAUGUAAUGAUGAUUGGCAAGAUGCUGAAUUAAAAAACUGGUCCAUUAACCUGAAUUAUGGGUACACAGCCCAAACGUGUUUAAAGUUUUGUCACCACAUAAAAGUUAUAGAGAACUGCAAGUGCCUCAUUACUUCAACCCCUGUACCCAGUUAUUAUGGACAAAUCCCUCAGUGCAGUUUUAAAAUACCAGGUAACAAGACCUGCUUGGAAAAGAUGACAAAAAUGUACUAUGAUGGGAAAAUGGGAUGUGAUUGCCCUCCUCGUUGCAACGAAAUGUCCUAUCAGAAGUUUGUGUCAGGUGGAAAAGAAACGAAACAGUGCCAGUUACUGAAAGAUUCGAGUGAAGAUGAAACGUCACAAGCCAUUUCUGAUACUGAAAAAGCCAAGGUCUUCAUUUACUUCCAGUCUAUGAGCUACCAAGAAAUUGUACAGGAACCAAAAUAUUCGAUUCCAAAUACCAUUGGCAACGCUGGAGGAAUCCUAGGAGUUUACAUAGGAUUCUCCUUCUUGGUCGUUUAUGAAAUAGUAGAAGUUUUGAUUCGCACGUGUCUUGGAAAUCAAAACAUCUAUCUAGACAGUGUCCACCUCAUUGGCCACAGUCUUGGAGCACAUGUGGCUGGCUAUGCUGGAGAACGAUUAAACAAAGUGAGAAGGAUCACUGGACUAGAUCCAGCUGGACCCUACUUCACAGGCAUGGCUGAAAAUGUUCGUCUGGAUAAGAGUGAUGCGGAAUUUGUUGAUGUGAUCCACACGGACAGCAGCAAGAUAUUGCUUUUAGGUUUAGGCACAAACGAAGUUGUUGGCCAUGUUGAUUUUCCCAACAAAGGAAAUGAACAACCAGGGUGUUUAUCUGAUUCAUUGAAAAGAUGUUUUACGGAUGGUGUUAAGAAAGUGGGUGUCAGAAGACUUAUUCGCUGUGAUCAUGUAAGAGCCAUCGAUUAUUAUCUUGAAGCUUUAAGAAAUAAAAAAUGUACACCAGUAGGGAUUGCAUGUGAGCGUUGGGAUGAUUUUAUCAGAGGGAAAUGUGCUGAUUGUGGUGAAGACAAUAGUAAAUGCGUCAAGCUGGGACCCCAGGCAGAAGAGUACCUGAAAUACAAAGAUGACAACAAAAGUCAGAAGCUGUUUCUGAAGACAGCAUCAAACGAUCCAUUCUGUUUAUUUCAUUACAAUGUGGAAGUCAACAUUGCUAAUCCAGCAAAUAGCACUAGCCAGAGAGGUCUUCUGUACGUUACAAUGAAAGGUUCUGAUGGCAAUCUGAAAACGCUCCUCAAUGAUAGGAAUGGGAGUUUAAAACCAGGAAAAAAGUUGAAAUAUCUCAUUACCUCGAGAAAAAACGUUGG
Messenger RNA from Limulus polyphemus (Atlantic horseshoe crab), 2585 nucleotides. Its product is annotated as amiloride-sensitive sodium channel subunit gamma-like. NCBI's taxonomy places the organism in Eukaryota, Metazoa, Arthropoda, Merostomata, Xiphosura, Limulidae. Gene Ontology annotation, cellular component: membrane. The record is from RefSeq and is a predicted model, not a curated record. Gene Ontology annotation, molecular function: lipase activity; ligand-gated sodium channel activity; protein binding. Gene Ontology annotation, biological process: sodium ion transmembrane transport.